CCAUCAGCUCCCAACACCACAGCAACCUAGAUCAUCACAUCUCUCUCGUUUCAUUAAUCAAGCUUUUCAGUAACAGUCCCAGAUCAAAUCAAUCAUGGCCGUCGAUUCAGUGACAUCCUCCCCCCUGGGCCCACCGGCCACCGAGAAGGACGCCAAGGCGCUUCAGUUCAUAGAGGAGAUGACCAAGAACACGGACUUGGUGCAGGAGAGGGUUCUGGGAGAGAUUCUGAGUCGUAACGCUGAGACCGAGUACCUCAAACGAUUCAGCCUCGACGGUGCGACCGACCGGAACUCGUUCAAGUCCAAAGUCCCGGUUGUUACGUACGAGGAUCUUCAGCCGGAGAUCCAACGUAUUGCUAAUGGUGACCGCUCUCCCAUCUUGAGCUCUCAACCCAUCUCUGAGUUUCUCACUAGUUCUGGGACUUCAGCUGGUGAACGAAAAUUGAUGCCUACAAUACAUGAAGAGUUGGACCGUCGUACACUACUAUAUAGCUUGCUUCAGCCAGUGAUGAAUCUUUACGUGCCAGACCUUGACAAGGGAAAGGGGCUUUACUUCUUGUUCAUCAAGGCGGAGACCAAGACGCCUGGAGGACUCGUAGCACGUCCGGUGCUGACAAGCUACUACAAGAGUGAGCACUUCAAGACGAGGCCAAUUGACCCUUACAAUGUCUUAACCAGCCCGAACGAGGCCAUUCUCUGCCCCGACUCAUUCCAAAGUAUGUACACCCAAAUGGUCUGCGGCCUCGUUAUGCGCCAACAAGUCCUCCGAGUAGGCGCCGUGUUUGCCUCUGGCCUACUAAGAGCGAUUCGGUUCCUCCAGCUCAACUGGCAACAACUAGCAAUUGACAUUUGCAAUGGAACCCUGAACCCUAAAAUCAUAGACCCUUCUCUCCGUGAAACAAUGUCCGGCAUAUUGAAACCAGACCCCGAGCUAGCAGAUUUCAUCACAAAGGAGUGUUGUGAGGAGAACUGGGAAGGCAUAAUCACAAGGGUUUGGCCUAACACAAAGUACCUCGACGUGAUUGUCACCGGUGCAAUGGCACAGUACAUUCCUUUGCUUGAAUACUACAGUAAUGGCUUGCCGAUGGCGUGUACUAUGUACGCAUCGUCCGAAUGUUACUUCGGACUCAACCUCAAGCCAAUGUGCAAGCCGUCCGAGGUAUCUUACACAAUUAUGCCGAACAUGGCGUACUUCGAGUUCAUCCCGCACGACCCUUCCGCUCCUCCGCUGUCCAGACACUCCCCUCCCCGCCUUGUCGACCUUGCUGAUCUCGAAGUUGGGAAGGAGUACGAGCUCGUCAUAACAACCUACGCCGGACUGUGUCGUUACCGGGUGGGAGAUGUUCUCGAGGUCACCGGUUACCACAACGCCGCGCCGCAGUUUAGGUUUGUGAGGAGAAAGAACGUCUUGUUGAGCAUCGACUCUGACAAGACGGAUGAGGCUGAGCUGCAGAAGGCCAUUGACAAUGCCUCGGUGUUGUUGAGAGAGUUCAAUACCACCGUAGUUGAGUACACAAGCUAUGCGGACACAAAGACAAUUCCGGGGCAUUAUGUGAUUUACUGGGAAUUGUUGGUGAAGGACCCGGCGAAUAAUUCCCCGAAUCACGAGGUUCUGGACAAGUGUUGUUUAGCCAUGGAAGAGUCGUUGAACUCGGUAUACAGACAAGGCAGGGUGGCUGACAGCUCAAUUGGACCACUUGAGAUAAGGGUGGUAAAAAAUGGCACAUUUGAGGAGCUUAUGGACUAUGCAAUCUCUAGAGGUGCGUCUAUCAAUCAGUACAAGGCACCAAGGUGUGUGAAUUUCUCGCCCAUCAUGGAACUUCUUGACUCCAGGGUUGUUUCGGUGCACUUUAGCCCAAGUGCACCGCAGUGGACCCCAGAACAACGUAGUUAAGCUGAACGUUGCAUGAGUACAAAUAGAUGAAAAAAAAAAAUGUCGUGGUGGCUAUAGCUUUUAUUUUCCUUUGUUAAGCAUGAUCCUAUAGCUAGCUAUAGCUUUUGAAAGUGUCUUUUAUUUGGUUUAUUUUUGUUUUCAAUUGAAGUCGUUCUUGUGUCUGCAAUAAGUCGAAGUAAUCUGUGGGUAUUUCAAUGGGUGAUACGUAAUUAUCACCGAUAUAUAUAUAUAGAUAUGUUUGUUUGUCU
Pyrus x bretschneideri (Chinese white pear) is the source of this 2142-nucleotide messenger RNA. RefSeq names its product probable indole-3-acetic acid-amido synthetase GH3.1. Gene Ontology annotation, molecular function: acid-amino acid ligase activity. Lineage: Eukaryota; Viridiplantae; Streptophyta; Magnoliopsida; Rosales; Rosaceae. The transcript has 3 exons. The coding region runs from base 95 to 1894 and encodes 599 amino acids. The record is from RefSeq and is a predicted model, not a curated record. Gene Ontology annotation, cellular component: cytoplasm.